AUGCCAGACCUCGCCAAUCUCUCUCUCUCCUCAUCGCUAGCCCUACCUCGGUGUCCGACUCUCAAGCCGCUCUCUCCCGACUCAGCCGCCGAGUCGCCUUGCGCCGACUCGGCCGUCCAGGCUCUUGCGUUGACCGCCAACGGAGACUGCUGCGAUGAUUGGGACCGGAGCUCGAGGCUUGAGGCUUGUAGCAACGGAAAUGGGAGUACCGUUAAGGUUGUGAGGCGCAGCCACGGCGCAAUUGUGCGAGCUAAGAAAGUCAGUAGUUUUGAGGAUCACGUGACGGCUUGGAUUCGGAGAAAGAUGGAAUUAGGAGUCUUGCCAUCAAAAUGUCACCUUCCGUUUCUCAAUAGCAUGAAGAAAAUGGUUGAAUGUCUUGUUUGCUGUAAGAUCAUCUACCCUGGGGAAGAGUUGUUAUGCACUGUUCGUGGUUGCCAAGGAGUUUUUCACUUAAUAUGUGCAAAGGAAAUACUUCGGAUCUCUAAUAUCAAAAAGUUCAAGUGUCCACAGCAUGCAUGCUUUAUUUGCCGACAGAAAUUACAAUGGCGAUGUGUGCGAUGCGAAAUAGCAUCACAUGACAAAUGUGCACCAUGGUCAGAGAAAGUGAUUCAUUUGAAAGACCAACCUGGACGAGCAGUUUGUUGGAGACAUCCAGCAGAUUGGCGGCUAGAUCAGAAGCAUGCAGAGGCAACAUGUGAUAUAGAGGAAGUUUUCUCUCGCUUACCUCUACCUUAUGUGGAUGAGGAGUUCAAGAUUGACUUCACAUGGAAAGAUCUGACUGGGAAUAAAUUGGAGCCACCUUCAUAUGUUCACAUCAAGCGCAAUAUUUACCUUGUAAAGAAGAAGCGUGAUGAUUCUGAUGAUGGGAUCGGAUGCACAAGUUGUAGAUCUGAAUGCUGUGAUGACUGUGUUUGCCGGGUUCAAUGCAUUAGCUGCUCAAAGGCUUGUCACUGCGCAGAAACUUGCACCAACAGACCAUUCCGCAAAGAGAAGAAGAUCAAAAUUGUCAAGACUGAAUUUUGUGGUUGGGGGGUGGAGGCUGCUGAACCCAUCAGUAAAGGAGAAUUUAUAAUCGAGUAUAUUGGGGAAGUUAUUGAUGAUGCGUUGUGCGAACAAAGGCUGUGGGACAUGAAAUAUCGAGGAGUGAAGAACUUUUACAUGUGUGAAAUUCGAAAAGAUUUUACAAUUGAUGCUACUUUCAAGGGGAAUGCAUCUCGUUUUCUAAAUCACGGUUGCGAUCCCAACUGUAUAUUGGAGAAAUGGCAAGUUGAGGGGGAGACACGUGUAGGUGUUUUUGCUGCUCGCUCGAUUAAAGUUGGAGAACCAUUGACAUACGAUUACAGAUUUGUACAAUUUGGGCCUGAGGUGAAAUGCUAUUGUGGAGCUCCAUCUUGUCAAGGCUAUCUUGGAACCAAAAGAAAGGUGAGUAAAUUAAACCUUUGUUGGGGUUCAAAACGCAAGAGAACUUCCACUGCUUGCCUUGCUAUUAUAGCUCUAUGAUUUGUUUUCACAAUCAGUCAUGUUGUAUAUCAAUCUUUUCAUGUAAUAUUUUUGCAAAAUAAAGAAAAAGAUUAAAAAAAAAAAAAAGAGAGCGAGACAAAAUACCAGUCUGCAGGCAUAAACUUUCAUUUAAAAGGGCAAAAAAUAUGUAAUUUUUAUUGAUUUGUUGUGCUAACCUUUUCCUAGAAAUUUCUGGGUACCUUGUUGUAAUAUUGAAACAAACACGUGAUUGAU
Molecule: messenger RNA, 1734 nt
Organism: Pistacia vera
Lineage: Eukaryota; Viridiplantae; Streptophyta; Magnoliopsida; Sapindales; Anacardiaceae
Product: histone-lysine N-methyltransferase ASHR3
Exons: 11
Coding region: 1-1500 (499 amino acids)
Biological process (GO): regulation of DNA-templated transcription
Cellular component (GO): nucleus; chromatin
Molecular function (GO): protein binding; histone H3K36 methyltransferase activity
Source: RefSeq, a predicted model, not a curated record